Molecule: messenger RNA, 2582 nt
Organism: Ipomoea triloba (trilobed morning glory)
Lineage: Eukaryota; Viridiplantae; Streptophyta; Magnoliopsida; Solanales; Convolvulaceae
Exons: 4
Coding region: 199-1683 (494 amino acids)
Biological process (GO): transmembrane transport
Cellular component (GO): membrane
Molecular function (GO): transmembrane transporter activity
Source: RefSeq, a predicted model, not a curated record
AAAUUGUAAAUAAUCUAAAUAUUUCAAAUUUGUACUCACGGUAUCGUACUAGUUUAGGAUAUACUAUACAGCUUUGAAUCCUACAUCGGAAUCACCAAUGAGAUCAGCAUCGCCAUGAUUCCAUAAAACCAGCCACGAAGUACCGCAGCAUAAGGGGGUUGACCGUUGACUCCGUCUUCUUCCCAGAUAUAUUGAGCCAUGGGUUCGAGCAUUAGGCCUUCAAAAUUUCGUCCCACUGUUUUUCGAUCCAAAUCUCAUCUUCUCCCUCGGCACACCGGCACCAUGAAAGUUAGGAAACUUUUUGGGAUUUCGCUCUCUAUAUUAAUAAUCAACCUGGCCGCAAUAAUGGAGCGGGCCGAUGAAAACCUCCUUCCAGCUGUGUACAAAGAAGUCAGUGAGGCAUUUACGGCAGGACCAUCUGAUCUUGGAUACCUCACGUUCAUAAGGAACUUUGUGCAGGGAAUUGCAUCACCUGUGGCGGGUAUAUUGGUCCUAAACUAUGACCGACCAACAGUCCUUGCAAUUGGCAUAGUGUGCUGGGCUCUGUCAACAGCGGCAGUGGGUGCAAGCACGUUUUUUUUACAGGUUGCAAUGUGGAGAGCGGUAAAUGGCUUUGGACUGGCAAUUGUAAUACCAGCACUUCAGUCCUUCAUAGCCGAUAGCUAUAUGGAUGAGGUGAGAGGGGCUGGAUUUGGGUUUCUAAAUCUUAUUGGGACUGUGGGCGGUAUAGGAGGUGGGGCUAUUGCUACAGUUAUGGCUGGUUACAAUUAUUGGGGCAUCCCGGGAUGGCGUUGCGCCUUUAUCAUGAUGGCGACAUUGAGUUGUUUGAUCGGGUUUCUUGUUUUUAUGUUUGUUGUUGACCCAAGAAAAGUAGUUAGGAUCGACUAUGACAAUCCCAAAUCUUCUGAAAGAGAUGAAUUAAUACCGAAGGGAAAUGCCAGUUCAGUGCCGAUUUGGGUGGAGUCCUGGACAGCCAUGAAAGUGGUUAUGAAAGUGCAAACAUUUCAGUUUAUUGUCUUGCAGGGCCUGGUUGGAUCAAUUCCUUGGACUGCCAUUGUCUUCUUCACAUUAUGGUUUGAAUUAAUUGGUUUUGAUCAUAACGGUGCAGCUGCACUAGUUGGUCUUUUUGCCGCUGGAUGUGCUUUGGGAUCCUUUCUUGGGGGAGUAGUAGCGGAUCGGAUAUCAAGAGCAUACCCUUAUUCAGGGCGGAUCAUGUGUGCACAAUUCAGUGCUUUUAUGGGCAUCCCGUUCUCAUGGUUCCUUCUUCGAAUUAUCCCUCAAUCUGUAAGCAGCUACUAUACAUUUGCCACGACCCUAUUCCUGAUGGGACUUACCAUCAGCUGGAAUGCCACUGCCACAAACGGCCCCAUGUUUGCCGAAGUGGUGCCUUCAAAACACCGUACCAUGAUUUAUGCUUUCGAUCGGGCAUUUGAAGUAUCCUUCUCUUCUUUCGCUGCUCCUACCGUCGGCAUCCUUGCUGAGAAAAUAUACGGGUACGAUGCCAAAUCUGUUAAUCUUAAUGGUUCUCCUCGAGAGGCUUUAGCACUUUCAAGAGGCCUGUUUGCAAUGAUGGCAGUGCCAUUUGCGUUGUGUUGCUUGUUCUACACACCCCUAUAUUGGACUUACAGACAAGACCGCGAGAAUGCAAGAGUAGCCAGUGCAAAAGAAACAGAGAUGAUAUGAUUAAUUCACACCGACUCCCUUUGUUUUUUUGAUACACUCUAACCUACUAGUAGUAUCUAUUCAACUGUAAUGCCAACCCCUGAUUGGGAUGAGAUUCGAACCUAAAACCUUCCUUAUGGAAGAUAACAGUGAUGCUAUCAGACCACAAGAUACAUGGCCUAAGACUCCCUUUUUUAACACUCCCAAAAGAUGAAUUGUUGUACUCAGAUAGUUGUUCUGGUCUGCACCGGUUUCAGAUGCUAUCAGACCACAAGAUACUUGACCUUAGACUCCCUUUUUAACACUCGCAAAAGAUGAAUUGUUGUACUCAGAUAGUUGUUCUGGUCUGCACCGGUUUAAGAUGCUAUCAGACCACAAGAUACUUGGCCUUAGACUCCCUUUUUUAACACUCCGUAAAGAUGAAUUGUUGUACUCAGAUAGUUGUUCUGGUCUGCACCGGUUUGAGACGAAAGCCGCCUCUUUUUUGGAUUAGCAAAGCAGUGCCCAAGUCUUCCUGUGUGGAGAAUGUUGCUUCUUAGCAAUUAUACCACAACAGAAAAGAUAAGAUAGAAUGGCAUUGAUCACACUGCAUUUCCACUACCCUAACAGAUUUACUUGCUGUUGUGUUUCUUGAUUAUCAGCAUUGUAUACAGACCUUAGCACACUGGAGAGUAUUAGAGUAUAGUUUAGGUUCUGCCCAUCUUCAAUUUUCUCCUUGAAAUUUACUCUCUUUGUUUGUAUUUUUCUUUUUCUUGUGUACAUGAAACUUGUUUGGGGAGUUGAGGAUUGGAUGUCUAAUGUACUUUGGGUUCAAAAACUGCAAAUAGUACAUUGUUAUCACUAGCAUUUUGGCUUAUGGUUACAAAUACAGUAUAUAUAUUGUGCAGUGUUUGGCAUUUAAUGGAUUGUGUUAAUUGAUA